Lodderomyces parapsilosis is the source of this 4902-nucleotide messenger RNA. It is a transcript of the gene INT1, whose product is annotated as Int1p. The coding region runs from base 1 to 4902 and encodes 1633 amino acids. NCBI's taxonomy places the organism in Eukaryota, Fungi, Ascomycota, Pichiomycetes, Serinales, Debaryomycetaceae. Gene Ontology annotation, molecular function: GTP binding. Gene Ontology annotation, cellular component: cellular bud neck contractile ring. The transcript is spliced from 2 exons. The record is from RefSeq and is a predicted model, not a curated record. Gene Ontology annotation, biological process: axial cellular bud site selection; protein localization to bud neck.
AUGUCACAAUUGGAACCACCGCCAGUCGCGUCAACGCAGGAUUUAUCGCGAUCGCUGAGUCAAGGCACAGACUUUUUCAAAAACGACAAUGAAUCUGUGGAUCUUUUGUUGAGAGAAAUGAGUGCAGAUAUGGAUAGUAUAGCUCCAACCACAUUCGAUCCUAGCCACAGGCGAAAUGAAAACAGCUUAUCAAUGUCAAUCAACACGUCACCAACAAAACCCUUGAACUUCCCUAACCAGCAACCAUCCAUUAAUGACCCUAAUUCCAGCUCAGACACAUAUGCUAGCGAUCAAGACCAACAACAGACCAAAUUGUACCCCAAAAAUGAUUUCAAAACUUCAUUGAAUCGAAAUUUUGAUAUUGACACUUCUGCUGACUUGCAGGACACUAUACAAGUGAGUAACAAGUAUAAAUCUGAUGUCGAUAUUUAUACGCUGCAAACUCCAAUAACUUCAACUGUCAAUUUAGCUUCGAAGCAAACCUAUGUAAACUCAUCUCCUAAUAAGUCAAUAAUGAAGAAAACGCCGACUGGAUCACCCAAGAAAGUGGCAUUCACAGCAACUGACCCUAAGAUUUAUCAAUAUAAUCAAGAGAAACAAGAAUUUGAUGAAGAGGAUAACCACCAAGCUGCGAACCACCUAGCACUUCAAAAACCAAUCACUCAUCAUUGGGAGCAGCCACACAUCCAUUCAGAAGACGAAAGCUUAGCUUCACCUCCUCCACCACCACCUCCACAUACAAGCAAGCCUACUUUUGCUCAACUCUUGAAUCGUGAAAGGGGCAGUAAUAGCACAGAGAAGGUAAAGAAACUAGAAGCUGUACCACUCCAUAAAAAAUUGAACCCUCACUCAGAUGAAGAAUAUGAUUUGGAUGCUCGUUUACAAGAGUUGGAAUUGGCAGCAAAGAACAAGACCAAGGAAAAUAUUCAUCAUCUAUCACUUUCGUUACAAACUCCUACAUUUCAAAUGGAAAACCCAUUGGACUCUUUACAGAAAUCUCCUGAUGUGCAAUUGAGAUCAUCGGGGUCAUCACAGUCUUCAUUACAAUCAUUGAGAGAUGAUAAUAGAAGUUUGAAUUCAGUUCCUGGAUCUCCUACAAAGGCUAAUCGUGGGCUUGCUUUGCGAGAUGGAAUCAAGGGGCUAUCUGAUGCAGCAGUUGAAUCAAUGUUACCUAGAGAUGAAUCGGAGGAUGCAUUGUACAUGAACGUUUCCAAUAAAAAACUGUCGUCACUGUUGCGUGAAGAUGAUCAUUUGGAUUCUUUUGACAAUUCAUACAAUCGUACUGAACAAUCCAUUAUGAAUUUGCUUAAUAGUGCGUCUGCUUCUCAAGUGGCGCUUAAUAAUGUGCCACAAGGAAAUGAGACUCACGUGAAGCAAGAGGAAGACCAUGACGUUCUGGAGUUUAUACCGGAGGAAAACGAGGUUCAAGUGAAGAUCGAAAAGUGCUUUGAUGAAGAGCGUUUUGUGAUUGAAGAGAGAGAGGCCUUUGUGAAACAUGAAGGACAUGAGCGAGACGUGUUGGAACCGCAUGUUCGGGUUGUCGUAAAGAAGGAGUCAAGUGAAGUUCUACCUCAGGAUGAACAAUCAGGAAACGUAAAGCAAGAGCUAUUCAGCACCUCGAAGCACGCACCUCGAGCCGAGGCCGCAGCCGCAUCCGCACUGGCAUCACUGGAAGAGCCAAGGACGACCACUCAAAGUGGCAAAAGUCAACCUCUUGACAACACUACCGACAUGUCCAAUCUCCCAAAUGAAGAAGAAUCAAGGAUGUCCAUAAGAUUCCAUACCAAUGAUAGCUGGAAAUUGGAGGACAGCAACGACGGUGACCGUGAAGAUAAUGAUGAAUAUAGCAAGGUACUCGAACAGUCGCAAGUCCUUGAUGAAUCAAACUCUUCACCAGAUGAAGAUUUUGCUGAUGCAUCUAAUGAGCUUAGUCAAGCAUUAGAUCUCGUACACGCGGAUUCCAAGAAGCAGGAGAUUGUGCAAAGUUUGGCACCUCCUAGAGCAAUUGACGAAGCUAUAGAUGCAACUCAUGGUCCAAAAGAUAACGACACUAUUUUGGCAAACUCAUCUAACAUUGCUGAACCUAAUGAAGAUAUAACGUUACCUCCAGUUGAAACCAACAACUACUCCUCAUUGGAGGAGAUUACAAAACAUAUGGACUCUGUGUCGAGCUACGAACGUUCUUUAUCGGCUGAGAAUGAUGUGGUGAAGAAUAAACCAGAUGAUUUUCUAUCAAUUUGGCAUAGUCAGCGCAAACAGAAAAAGAGUCAAAUGCACAAGGUACCUACUCAGCAAUUGAUAGCAGCUUAUAAAGAGGAACAAGAUGAGAAGAAAAGAGCAACAUCAACUGAUAAUGUGAGGAUACCUUCAUCAUUAAAUGGUAAAAAGAUCAAGGAAGUGCAUGUCAUGUCAAGAAGAGUGGUUAGUCCAGACAAUUUUGAUGACUUUCAAGUAUCCGGAUUUUUACCUGAAUUAUCAAGAGACUCUGGAUUCAAUGACUUGCACUUCCCAAAUCAAUCUAGAGUUGCUUCAGCUCAACUCAAUACAUCCAAUAUGCUUUCUAAUAUCGAUAAUAAUCCAAACGUUGUUGAACCUCCACAACCUGGUUCAUACAAUGAGGCCCGACAAACAAAGAGGUUGACGUCUUCAAACAGCAAUCAUGUCCAAAGAGCAUCAACAACAGCAGUACCCUCUGGACCCAGAAAGUCGAGAUUCAGAGUGCCAACGUUCGAAAUUAAACGUUCAUCCUCAGUAUUAUCGCCCAAGAACAUGUAUGAUGAUAUCUUUGAAGAUGUUGUCCCGAGAAAACCACCUACAAUUCGCGCGGAAGGAAUGAAGACUUUACCCAGCAUGGAUAAAGAUGAUGUUAAACGUAUUCUUUCAACUCGAAAGGGUAUGACGCAAGAUGAAUAUGCUAAUGCUAAAUUUGUUGAGCAAAAACCGAAAAAGAAUUCAAUUGUUACUGAAGCUGGACAUACGUAUGAACAUAUUCCACAAACUGCAUCGAUCCAUGAUGCCAACACCGAUUCACCACGCCAAUCAUCUGUCGCUGUUGAUUCGGACCUUUACCCAUAUUUAGUUAAUGAAUUGAACAAGUCACCCAGCGAAUUGAUGUCAAAGAGUCAACCAAAUGACCAGGACUAUCCAACUAGAACAGGGUCAGUGAUCGUCCACAAGAAUGCCGCAUUACCUGAGCCCGAGUUUGAAUUUGAUAUCUCACCACAUACCCCACAAACAGCUACGGGUGGCAUUGAUGAGUUGGACACAGAAGCAUCUUUGAACUACUUGCACAAGGAGAACUUGUCACCUAAGACAUCAAGAAAUGAAGUUGAGGUGAGACCGGCGUUGGAGCCUGCAGUGCAGCCAUCAGUGCCUCUUCCAGAACCUAUACUGGAACCUAUAGUGGAGAGGAAAUUAGAUCCUAACGUGCGUCCCGUUGUUGCUAAACCUAUUGUUCCCACUGAUACACCAACAACACCAGUCAAGAAAAUUCUGAAAGAUUCGCAUACUCCCAUUUCGAAAAAGAGCUCUCCAAGAAAGAGUCCUAUCAAGAUUGGUUCCCCAGUUAAACUUGUUAGGAAGAAUGGUUCUGUCACUGGUAUCGAAUUGAUUGAUAAACACCACUUUCGUGAUCUUGCCAAUACUGAAACUCCACAGACAUUUUUGGGUGAUGAUUUAGUUAAUAACAAAAUCAGAGAUAACAUUGAGCAAGAGAAAUGGGUUCCUCAGCACAAAUCGAAUAUGCCCAGUGCCGUUUCUGUUCCCUCGGAAUUUUCCGACUCAAAAAGUCACCAUCAUGGGCAUGAACGCCACAAAUCCGAUCCAAAAGUCAUUGACGAUGAAUUACCUGAUGUUGCAUGGCAAGAGCGUGGUAGGUUGUUUUUCCGUGUUCUUGGGUUGAAGAAUAUCAAUUUACCUGAUAUGAAGUCACACAAGGGCAAGUUUACCAUUGCAUUGGACAAUGGUGUUCAUUGUGUCAAGACUGCUGAAUAUGAUUUGGACCAAAACUUGGUUUCAAUUGGCAAAGAAUUUGAGUUGAUUGUUGCUGACUCUUUACAAUUCAUCUUGACCAUGAAGGCUAGUUACACCAAGCCAAAAGGUACAUUAGUAGAGGUGCGGGAAAGGAAAGUUGUCAAAUCAAAGAACAGAUUAGGUCGUUUAUUUGGAUCCAAGGAUAUCAUCACUACCACAAGAUACGUGCCCAGUAAAGUCGAAGAUAGUUGGGCUAAUAAAGUGGCUACUGAUGGAUCAUUUGCCAGGUGUUAUAUUGAUUUUGCUCAAUUUGAACCACAAGUCACUGGGAAAGUGCAAAGAUUUGACUUGAGUUGCUUUAAUGAAUGGGAAACCAAAUCCAAUACUGGUGACACUAGGCAGAGGUUGAAACCAUACAAGAUUGCUGAAUUGGAAGUUGAGAUGUUGUUUGUCCCUCGUUCUGAUCCUCAUGAGGUUUUGCCCACCAGUAUCAAAUCAGCUUACCAAUCACUAGCUGAAUUGAGCAAAGAAUUGAAAACUACCAAUGAAGGUUACUUGUAUCAAGAGGGAGGUGAUUGUGAAAUUUGGAAACGUCGUUGGUUUAAACUUUAUGCUACUUCAUUAGUGGCACACUCUGAGUUUAGCCAUAAGACGAGAGCCAAGAUCAAUUUGAACAAAAUCGUUGACGUCAUGUACGUUGACAAAGAAAAUUUGCACACUUCAAAGCAUCGUAACUUCAGUGAUGUUUUGCUUGUUGAACAUUCAUUCAAGAUUAAAUUUGUCAAUGGGGAAAUUAUCGAAUUUGGUGCUCCAAAUGAACAGGAAAUGAAGCGAUGGAUUGCAAUUUUGGAAAGUAUUGUACAGAGAAACAAGAUUAGACGACAACCUUGGGUCAAUGUAAUGAUGAAGCAACAACUUGAAACAGCUUAG